Python bivittatus (Burmese python) is the source of this 533-nucleotide messenger RNA. NCBI's taxonomy places the organism in Eukaryota, Metazoa, Chordata, Lepidosauria, Squamata, Pythonidae. The record is from RefSeq and is a predicted model, not a curated record.
AUGUCUCACCGAGCCAACAUCAAGAUUCAAAGGAGAGGCUUCAGUAACUCAUCUGCCAUCCUACCAAAUUUGUGUCAUGCCAACUGGAGCUCACAAAGUACAUGCAGAGGUGGAAGAUGUGGCAUUGGCGGUGCUGGCUGGGGACGGGCCGGUGGGGCUGGUUUUGGCAGCCAAAGCCUUUAUGGUCUUGGUGGAUUCAGGAGGAUCUCAGUUGGAGGCAGUUAUGGCAGUGGCAUCGGUGGUGCCUAUGGCUAUGGUGGUGGAGCCUAUAAUGGCUACACUGUUGGCGGUGGUAUUGGUGGAGGCUAUGGGCUAGUUGGACCUAGUUUUGGUGGUGGGAGAGCUGGCCCUGGCUUCCCUGUUUGUCCACCUGGCGGAAUCCAAAAAGUGACCAUCAAUCCCCACCUGCUGGAGCCUCUCAACCUGGAGAUUGACCCCACCAUCGAGAAAGUCCGUAAAGAAGAGGGAGAGCAGAUCAAGACCCUCAACAACAAGUUUGCCUCCUUCAUUGACAAGGUGAGAUUCUUGCAACA